Messenger RNA from Hibiscus syriacus, 438 nucleotides. RefSeq lists its product as uncharacterized. The coding region runs from base 1 to 438 and encodes 145 amino acids. The transcript has 4 exons. The record is from RefSeq and is a predicted model, not a curated record. Lineage: Eukaryota; Viridiplantae; Streptophyta; Magnoliopsida; Malvales; Malvaceae.
AUGACGGACCAAGCGGGCUCAUCUUCUCAGCUGGAAAUCCAUCUCGAAGAAGACGAUUACGACCUAAUGUACGGCUCCGAAUCGGGAUGGGUGGAAGCUAAAACGUACUGUGAUCACUUGGCUUCUUUAUCCUCCGAUCUCGGUCACAUCCCAAUCCCUAACACUCCUUGCAACAGGCGAGCUUUCUUGGGUAACUCUUUUUCUCCUUGGUUGUGUGAAAUCAGUGACCUUUCGGUUUGGUGUUUCUCUUGCGAUUCGUAUCUCGAUGCUCAAUUGAUUCAGCAGUUGCGACCUGUUCAUGAGACAGCGUACAUACUGAAAUUCGGUGAAGCCCCUCCUUUACCGUCCGUUGAAUUUUCUGGGACGGAAGAUAAACCGGCCAGAUAUGCCAUCAAGCACGAUGAAAGGCGUACUUGGCUUGUGAAAGAGAAAUCAUAG